AAGUAGUUUCAUUGUGAUCUCGGGCUGCCGGCGGGAAGCUGCUCCGUUAGCUCACGAGCUGUGUUCUGUUUGUGGUCGGAAAGAGCAGAAAACACGUGACGUUCAUAAGGCCAAUGGGAGACAGCGAUGACGAGUUCGACAGGAGGAGGCGGGACAAGUUCAGGAGAGAGAGGAGCGACAUGGAGCGGUCGAGAGAGAGGGAGGAGAGGAGGAGGGACGACUGGCCCGACAGGGACUGGGACCGCGGCAGAGACAGGAGGCGGGACUACGACCGUGGGCGCAGAGAGAGGUUUUCUCCCCCCCGACACAUCAGCCCUCAGCACAAACGCAUGAGGAGAGACUGGGACGACCACCGGGGGGAGCCGUACCGCUACGACAUGCCCUACGGAGGGGGCGGGCCUCCGUUUCCAGGGGCGGGGCCUCAGGGCUGGCAUCCCGACAUCCCCCACCUUCACCCGCACCACGGAGGUCACCCGCUGCAGGGCAGGUUGGGGAUGGUGGAUCCAGAUCUGCCUCCUCCUGGUCCUCCCACCAUGAGGAGCUUCAAGGAGUUCCUGUUGAACAUGGAGGACAGCGUGGACGAGACGGAGUCGGUGAAGCGCUACAAUCAGUACAAACUGGACUUCAGGCGGCAGCAGCUGCAGGACUUCUUCCUCCAGCACAAAGACCAGGAGUGGUUCCGCUCCAAGUACCACCCCGAUGACAUCACGGCGAGGGAGGCGGAGUCUCUGGCCGCCCUCAAGACCCGGCUGGGCGUCUUCCUCUUCCUGCUGGACAACAACUGGCUGGAUAACAUGUCGCUGGACAUGGAGCACGCCCCCCCCAUCAUCAAGCUGCUGGACGCAGCGGUGAUAAAGAUGGAGGGAGGUACCGACUUAGACCUGCAGGUCCUGGAGGUGCCGACCGCUGCUGCAGCGGCUGGUGGGGAGCCGAGCAGCAGCAGUGGAGGAGCACCAGGAGGUGUUGGUGGAGGAGGAGGUGGGGGAGAAGGAAGAGGAGGAGGUGUUGGUGGUGGUGGAGGAGGAGGAGGAGGAGAAGAAGGUGGUGAUAGGAGUCAAGGAGAUCACAGCGGAGGAAACGUGAGCCGUCAGACCGACUCAGAGAAGACUGGGAGUCGGACAGAAGAGACGAUCAGCGAGAACAAAGUCUCCAAUAAGGUCGGCAAAGACGAGGCCAAGCAGAAUGGAGAGAAGGACGAAGGAGAGGAAGGAGAGGAGGAAGAGGAGGAGGGAGAAAAGAAAGAUGAUGAUGAUGAUGAUGAUGAUGAUGAAGAAGAGGAGGAGGAGAACAAGGAGAAGACGACAACGGCCAGGAAGAGGAAACGCAGCGUGUCGGUCGACAGCGGCGAAGGCAGCGCCUCCGAGUCUGACUCCUCCCACUCCGAAGGAGAGAAGGAGGAGGAGGAGAAGGAGAAGGAGGAAGAGGAGGAGGACGGCGAGGAUGAGUCAGAGCGUCGUAAAGAGCGAGGGAAGGAGAGAGGGAAGGAGAGAGGGAAGGAGAGGGGAAAGGAGAGGGAGAAGGAGGUGCCAGCUAAGCCCCGCCCUCUCCACCUCACCACGUCUUUGUUCAUCCGGAGCAUCCCGCCAGAGGUGUCCAAGGAGGAGAUCACUGCUUUGUGUCGCAGGUACCCGGGCUUCCUGCGGGUGGCGCUGUCGGACCCUCAGCCAGAGAGGAGGUUCUUCAGGAGGUGCUGGGUGACGUUUGAUCGCAGUGUGAACAUAAAGGAGACGUGCUGGAACCUUCAGAACAUCAGGCUCAGAGACUGUGAAUUGUCUCCGGUGGUCAACAGAGACCUUUGUCGACGCGUUCGUACCGUUAACGGUCUCACGCACCACAAGCCGGUGGUGAGGAACGACAUCCGUCUGUCGGCCAGACUCGUCCACGGUCUGGACCAGAAGGGGGCGCUGUGGGCCGGUCAGAUGGAGACCAACCCCGUCCUGAAGAACAUCACAGACUACCUCAUCGAGGAGGUGAGCGCUGAGGAGGAGGAGCUAAUGGGAGCUUCAGGGGGCGGGGUCGACGACGCCAAAGACCCCACCUCCUCCGAGGUCGCCGUGGAGACAGACGACAAGCUGCUGAAGGUGCUGGACAGGCUGCUGCUCUACCUUCGGCUGGUUCACUCAGUAGAUUAUUAUAACUUCUGUGAAUAUCCGGCGGAGGACGAGAUGCCUCAUCGCUGUGGACUGAUCCACGUACGAGGACCUCUACCUGUAGCCAGGAUCACUGCAGCUGAAGUGAGUGAGCAUCAGAGGAUGUGUGAGGAGCGUCUGGCUCCUCUUCUUUCUCCUUCGGAGACUCUGAGUGAAGACGACGCCGCGAGACUUGGGAGGAAGGAGCCAGAGCAGGAGGUGGAGAAGUUCUUGUCAUCAAACACUCAGGAGCUCAGUAAAGACAAGUGGCUCUGUCCUCUGAGUGGGAAGAAGUUCAAGGCUCCAGAGUUUGUGCGUAAACACAUCCUGAACAAACACGGGGACAAAGUCUCCGCCGUCAGACAGGAAGUCGUGUUCUUCAACAACUUCCUGCUGGAUGCCAAGAGACCCGCCCUCCCUGAGAACAAGCCCCUCCCCCCGCCAGCACAAGCCACGCCCCCUGGUAUGCCAGGGUUUCCUGGUCAGUCGCCUCAGCAGCAAAGCCUUCUGGGAUAUCCUCCAGGAGUCAGACCGCCAAUGCCCGGCUUCCCUGGCGGAGGACCCCCCUUCCCCCCCAACCAGUUUGGGGCGGGCCGUGGUAACUAUGACAACUUCAGAGGUCAUCAAGGAGGAGGAGGGUUUCCAGGGAAACAAAGAAACAACAACAACAGGGGCGUGCGAGGAGACCCCCGGCCCAUCAUCGAGUACCGAGACCUGGACGCUCCGGACGACCUCGACUUCUUUUAGUGAAACUGGAUGUUUGUUUUUUAAUCCUUUUAUUUUAUUUGUAUUCCUACAUUUCCCAUGAUUCCUUUCACCGAGGCUCCAUGCGUUUGUUUUUUUUAAAGUUAGGUGUGUGUGUGUGUGUGUGUGUGUGUGUGUGUGAGAGAGAGAGAGAGAGUCAGCAGGACCAAUGUUAUUAUUCAUGAUCUGAUACUUUCCAAUAAAGAAUACAGAGGACUGAU
Molecule: messenger RNA, 3094 nt
Organism: Cyclopterus lumpus (lumpfish)
Lineage: Eukaryota; Metazoa; Chordata; Actinopteri; Perciformes; Cyclopteridae
Product: serrate RNA effector molecule homolog
Biological process (GO): primary miRNA processing; mRNA processing
Cellular component (GO): nuclear body
Molecular function (GO): nucleic acid binding
Source: RefSeq, a predicted model, not a curated record